UACGCAACGGCACCCGGCAACUCGGGCCGAAUCCCAGCGGGAAGGGGGCCCUUCCUUCCCCCGUCAAGAGGGCGCAUGCGGUUCAUUUCCUUACUCUUAAGUAAGCUUUUAGGCUCCCGUCGUCACACGAGCCCCAACACUACCGGCACCAAUGAAAGCAGAUAACAGCAAGUCUAAUUUUGCUCCCUGGGGCGAAGGACAGCCGGUUCCCUCCCCGGCAGCGCGCUCGCUUAGGGGACCCCACCUUGUCCUCCAAGCAGCUGCCGCACUCGGCCGCGCGGUGGGAGUGCCGGCGCCGGGAGCUCCGCGCUGGUCCUGGUCGGCAGCCAAGCGCCAGACCCCCACCCCCCCUUCCGUAUCCCAUGCAUGCUGCUGCUCAGCGGUCGAGCAAGGAAGACCCUGCAAGGCGCCUCUCACCAGUGUAGUCCGCAGUCCUUUUCCCCCUCGUCGUAGAACUAGGAGGAAGAGAGAGAUCUCUGUGACGUCAUCCCCGCUGCUGCAAUCCCAAGCCGGAAAUACUCGUGUGCCGCUCUACACAUUCCCCUCUAUGGUCUUGCCUCAACGUCUUCCUAGAAUCCUGCAGCAGCAGCAGCCACUGAGGUCCCCCAGCCAAGAUGGCGGAAGAGAAGAAGCUGAGGCUGAGCAACACCCAGCUGCCCACGGAGUCCAUGAAGGUCGUGGCUGAGUCUGUGGGCAUAGGGCAAGUCCCAGAGGAGACCUGCCAGCUCCUGGCAGAUGAAGUCAGCUACCGCAUCAAGGAGAUUGCACAGGAUGCCGUGAAAUUCAUGCGGAUGGGGAAGCGCAGGAGCCUCUCCACGGGGGACAUGGACUUUGCUCUGAAGCUGAAGAAUGUUGAGCCCCUCUAUGGGUUCCACACGCAGGAAUUCAUCCCGUUCCGUUAUGCGAGCGGUGGGGGGCGUGAGCUCUACUUUUAUGAGGAGAAAGAGGUGGACUUGAGUGACAUCAUCAACACGCCCCUCCCCCGAGUCCCCCUUGAUGUCUGCCUCAAAGCACACUGGCUGAGCAUUGAGGGGGUUCAACCUGCUAUCCCAGAAAACCCACCCCCAGCCCCCAAGGAGCAGCAGAAAGCGGAGGCCACGGAGCCCCUCAAAGCCUCAAAGCCUGGCCAGGAGGAAGACGGCACCCUCAGGGGCAAAGGCCAGGGCGCCACGCCCCCCGACGGCAAAGGCAAAGAGAAGAAGGCCCCCCUUUUGGAGGGAGCCCCCCUGAAGCUGAAGCCGCGCAGCAUACACGAGCUGUCCGUGGAGCAGCAGCUGUACUAUAAGGAGAUCACCGAGGCCUGCGUGGGCUCCUGUGAGGCAAAGCGAGCUGAGGCGCUUCAGAGCAUCGCCACAGACCCUGGUCUCUACCAGAUGUUGCCUCGGUUCAGCACCUUCAUCUCUGAAGGGGUGCGAGUGAAUGUUGUGCAGAAUAACCUUGCCCUUCUGAUCUACCUUAUGCGGAUGGUGAAGGCUCUGAUGGACAACCCCACCCUCUACCUGGAGAAAUAUCUGCACGAGCUGAUCCCUGCCGUGAUGACCUGCAUCGUGAGUCGGCAGCUGUGCCUGCGGCCAGAUGUGGACAACCACUGGGCCCUGCGGGAUUUUGCUGCCCGCCUCAUUGCCCAAAUCUGCAAGAACUUCAGCACCACCACCAACAAUAUCCAGUCGCGGAUCACCAAAACCUUCACCAAGACCUGGGUGGACGAGAAGACCCCCUGGACAACGCGCUAUGGAUCUAUUGCUGGGUUGGCUGAACUUGGGCAUGAUGUGAUCAAGACCCUGAUCCUGCCACGGCUGCAGGUGGAGGGUGAGCGUGUCCGUGCUGUCCUCGAAGGGCCAGUGGUCAGCAACAUUGACAAGAUUGGAGCCAAUCAUGUCCAGAGUCUUCUGCUGAAGCACUGUGCUCCAGUCCUGGCUAAGCUGCGCCCCCCACCUGACAACCAGGAGGCCUAUCGGGCGGAGUAUGGGGCUCUGGGCACCCUUCUAUGCACCCACGUGGUCAAGGCCCGGGCCCAGGCGGCCAUGCAGGCCCAGCAGGUGAACCGCACCACCCUGACCAUCACCCAGCCGCGUCCAACGCUGACUCUGUCCCAGGCCCCUCAGGGGUCCAGCAGUGCCGCCUCGCGGGCGCCCAGCAUCAUCAAGAUGCCCAGUUCCAUCACCCUCCCGGUCCAGACGCUCGUCUCUGCCCACCCGGCCACCCCCACGCAGCCCUCGCCCCCUUCAGCCAAGUUCAUCGUCAUGUCCUCCGCGUCUGGGACCUCCACCUCCCAGCAGGUGAUCACGCUCAGCGGUGGCCCUGCUGGCACAUCCACCUCUCCCGUCACCACCACAGUGCCCAGCACGCAGCCCCUGGUCAAGCUGGUCUCCGGGGGGCAGGCCGCCUCUGGCCCCCAAGUCUCAGGCAGCGUCCAGAAGUACAUCGUGGUGUCGCUCCCACCUGCUGCUGAGGGCAAAGGGGGGGGUGCCCAGCUCUCGCCCUCCUCCUCCUCCUCCGCUCCCCCCAGCCUGGCCCUCUGCAGCGGCAUCAAGCAAGAACGGAGCGAGAGCCCCCAGCCCCCCGGGAGUGCCAGCACCUCCGCUGCCACCGCCUUCCUCACCAAAGCCAAUGGGGCUCACGGGGGGGUCCCAGAGUCCCCACAGCCCUCCCUGUGAGGGAAUCUGCAACGUGCCUGAGCCAUGGGGGGAGGCGCCCUUCUCCACGCAGGUGGGAAGGCGGCCUGGGGGUGGUCUCCAUGCCAAGGGAAGGUGGGACCUUCUGAGGACAGCUAUGGCUCCUCAACAGCCCUGGGAAGGUGGGGUGGGGGUUAUGGGGUUCUCUGCCCCCUUGCCUGUGUCCUCCUUGCUUUGGGGGAAUACCCUAUCUCCCCCCCCCCAACCAACUUAGAUUGUUGGGGGGCAGGAAGGUAGCGAGAGGUUUUUCCCCACAGUAUUGCCUCUGUGUUCACCACGGGAGAGGGCAGAGUUUUUGUGUUCAUGGGGUUGGGGAGAUGUUGGGGAUGCUCUGUUUGAUGUAGCAGAAAAGCUGCCAGCUGUUUUCCGUAUGACAUAAAAUGUAAAUAGAGGCUCUGUAGUAUCCAAUAAACUCAACUGUUCUACCUCUUGCUA
This is a messenger RNA of Rhineura floridana, 3110 nucleotides long. RefSeq names its product TATA-box binding protein associated factor 6 (gene TAF6). NCBI's taxonomy places the organism in Eukaryota, Metazoa, Chordata, Lepidosauria, Squamata, Rhineuridae. The coding region runs from base 615 to 2657 and encodes 680 amino acids. Gene Ontology annotation, cellular component: SLIK (SAGA-like) complex; SAGA complex; transcription factor TFIID complex. Gene Ontology annotation, molecular function: RNA polymerase II general transcription initiation factor activity; transcription coactivator activity; protein heterodimerization activity. Gene Ontology annotation, biological process: RNA polymerase II preinitiation complex assembly; transcription initiation at RNA polymerase II promoter. The transcript has 16 exons. The record is from RefSeq and is a predicted model, not a curated record.